Messenger RNA from Postia placenta MAD-698-R-SB12, 1090 nucleotides. RefSeq lists its product as hypothetical. Gene Ontology annotation, molecular function: ATP-dependent diacylglycerol kinase activity. Gene Ontology annotation, cellular component: endoplasmic reticulum membrane. The transcript is spliced from 5 exons. Gene Ontology annotation, biological process: phosphatidic acid biosynthetic process. The coding region runs from base 26 to 907 and encodes 293 amino acids. NCBI's taxonomy places the organism in Eukaryota, Fungi, Basidiomycota, Agaricomycetes, Polyporales, Adustoporiaceae. The record is from RefSeq and is a predicted model, not a curated record.
GUUCACCCUCGCCCCGACGCGGUUCAUGUCCGCACGACACCCAAACGACUUUGUUCCCGACGCGCCUUCCUACUUCCGCGCACUCACCAGCGACGGCGUUUCAUCGCCCCCGCCUGGUCUGCGUAAGGCCAAGGGCAAGAAACCGCUGGCAAAGAAGCCCCACACGACCACGGCGCCAAUUGACUGGGAAAUUCCCCGCAAAACGCUACAUUCUUCCAUCGGUUUCCUUACUCUGUGGCUAUACACGUCGCAGGGCUCUUCUCGAAAUGUUGUUGUAGUAUUGAGCGCCGGCUUGGCCGUCAUUAUUCCCGUUGAUAUCCUCCGGCUUCGUUCGCCACGGUUUGAGCGACUGUUCGAACGUUCUGUAGGCUUUCUCAUGCGUGAAAGCGAGAAGAGAAGUAGUAAUGGCGUAAUCUGGUACAUGCUUGGAGUCGUCUUUGUGCUAUCUGUAUACCCUCUUGAUAUCGCUGUCGUUUCUAUCAUGAUCCUCUCCUGGGCAGACACUGCUGCCUCCACGAUCGGCCGGCUCUGGGGCUCGCGAACGCCGUCGCUCCCUCCUCGCAUGCCUAUCAUACCUCUCCCUCUCGCCUCGCGCAAAUCAGUGGCUGGCUUUGCUGCUGCUGCUAUAACCGGCGCCUGCAUCGCGGUCGGCUUCUGGGGAUGGAUUGUCCCCCUGUACAGUACGAUAAACAGCUGGCAUUGGCCUGCGACCGCCAUGCUAGGAGAUCAAGUUCCCGACACGACCGGUGGCUGGGUUGGUCUCAGUGUCCUGGGUGUUGUCAGCGGACUCGUGUCUGGGAUAGCAGAAGCCCUUGAUCUCGGCUCUCUUGAUGACAACCUCACGCUUCCUAUCAUUUCGGGCGGGUGUUUGUGGGGAUUCUUCAAGCUUGUCGGGUUCUUCUCAUAAACAGAUGAGAUAUAUAUGCGCCGGUAACGGACUGUAGAGCUAUAUUAGGGCCAUGUUAUACACAACUAUAUCAUUAUGACCGUUUAGGAUUAGAUAGAUAUUGCAACAUGAUAUUACUGCGGGUACAGAAACCGAUGCCUGCUAUUGGCCCGAACACAAUCAUACAAGAGCAAAGAUGACAGU